Molecule: messenger RNA, 6363 nt
Organism: Acanthochromis polyacanthus (spiny chromis)
Lineage: Eukaryota; Metazoa; Chordata; Actinopteri; Pomacentridae
Product: X-linked retinitis pigmentosa GTPase regulator-like
Exons: 18
Coding region: 346-4401 (1351 amino acids)
Biological process (GO): ubiquitin-dependent protein catabolic process; protein ubiquitination; visual perception
Cellular component (GO): photoreceptor outer segment
Molecular function (GO): ubiquitin protein ligase activity
Source: RefSeq, a predicted model, not a curated record
AUUUAAUAGUUAUUUUUUGUUGCCUCCUGGUUGUCCUGUUAAGUCAUGUUUGUAUAAAUAAAGUUAAUAUUAUUUUUAUUAUUAUUAUUUUUAUCUGGAUCCUGAGAACUUUGUGAAGCGUGAUCGCUUCUAAAGUGGUGUAAAAUAGAGUACUUAGUUACUUUGGGAGAUGUAUUUCCACUCAGAUCGAAGAAAUCAACGUGGCGCUGUCCCUUUAAGAGGCACGUCAUCGGUGUCGUAGCCUAGGAGAAGUUUUGUUUACUUCCGGGUUGUCAGGCUAGGAAAACAAGAGGGGCACCAACACGCCCACAAACACCGACCAAAGCGGAUUAAAGUCCCACAGAGAUGGCAGGGGAGCCUGAGGAUGAGAUACCGGACUCGGGGGCAGUUUUCACUUUUGGAAAGAGCAAGUUUGCCGACAACAUUCCCAGUAAAUUCUGGCUAAAAAACGACGUUCCACUGAAAAUAGCUUGUGGAGACGAACACACGGCCUUAUUAACAGAAAAUGGAAAACUCUUCAUGUUUGGCAGCAACAACUGGGGUCAGCUGGGUCUGGGCUCCAAACUGACCGUCAGCAAACCCACCUGUGUCAAAGCUCUGAAGUCGGAGAAGGUCCAGCUGGUGGCCUGUGGAAGGAACCACACGCUCAUCUGCACGGCUCAGGGAAAACUUUACGCCUCUGGAGGAAACAGCGAAGGCCAGCUGGGGCUCGGAGACUGCAACGAGCGGACGGCCUUCUGCAGAGUCGACUUCUUCAACUCACACGGACCGAUCAAGAUGCUGGCCGCCGGUUCCAACACCUCCGCUGCUCUCACAGCGAGCGGACGGCUGUUCAUGUGGGGCGACAACACCGAGGGUCAGAUCGGUUUGGGGAAGGAGAGUCAGGCGUCCUCGCCACAGGAAGUCGGCGUUGGACGACCAGUCAGCUGGGUGUCCUGUGGAUAUUACCAUUCUGCUCUAGUCACAGUGGACGGAGCUCUGUUCACCUUCGGGGAGCGGGACAGCGGUAAACUGGGUCUGGGCACCGACCAGCUGCCGGGACAUCGAGUCCCUCAGCUGGUGAAGAGCAUCAAGCAGAGAGUGAAGCAGGUGGCGUGUGGAGGCGGCCACACGGUGGCGCUAACAGAGGACGACGUCUACACGUUCGGCCUCGGCCAGUUCGGACAGCUCGGUCACGGGACGUUUAUCUUCGAGUCUCGGCUGCCCCGCCUGGUCGAACAUUUCAAGAAGGGUCGAGUCCGUCAGGUGUCCUGUGGAGAGAACCACACGGCCGUCAUCACAGACGGAGGUUUGCUGUACACGUUUGGAGACGGAAGACACGGAAAACUGUGUCUGGGAGAAGAAAACUUCACCAACCAGUUCAAACCGACUCUGUGUCCGCGAUUCCUCAAGUAUAACGUCAAAGCAGCAGCCUGCGGCGGCUGCCACAUGGUGGUGUUGGCUCGGCCGAGGGAUGACGGCUGCAGUGACGUGACUCUGGAGGACGACGACGUGACGGAGGAUUACCUGCAGAAAUCCUACGUGGAGCUGCUGGGAGACUCUGUGGACUCCUCAGCCCUGCAAAGGACCCUCUCUGCCCGGGUUCGCAGGAGGGAGCGGGAGCGAUCUCCAGACCAGUUCGGUCCCAUGUUCCGAACGCUGCCCGCCAUGACGCCCGGCUACCUCCAACCACCGCUGCCAGUCUCCAGCCAGACUAUCCCACCCAGACUUCCUCCAGCUGAGCUGAACCCCAGAAAGGUGCUCAACGGCACUCACCAACAUGGAAGCGCAGGGUCAAACCACCAGGCCUUUGAAGCUUCAAACCUUCUAACGCUGCAGAAUGGUGCUGUCCUGUUUCCAGAGCGUCCAGAGGCCGAGACCGGCAGCGUUGUGGAAAGUCUGACAGACACCGACAGCGUCAGAGGCCUUGGAGAAACCACAGACUUCCUCAACAUGACUCAUGUGGUGAAGAUGGACCCCGGCGAUAAAACACUCACUCUGUCUCCAGUUCAGAAGAGGAAGGGUAAGAGUGGCAAGGCUGAGAAAGAGCAGAGUCAGAGAAAGGAGAGAAAACCCUCCAGGCACAGCAGUUUCUCUUCGACGUCUCGUAAGAGCGACGUCGCCUCCUCCCCUCGCCGGGCGCUGCCCACCGAGCUGCUGAGGGGCCACGGCGCUCCGUCUGAGAAGAAAACCAAACAGAACAAAGAGAACUUGAUCCUGGCCGUGGAGGAGCUGGGCAGGAGGUCCGGUAAAAACAAACCUCCGAGCGUGGCGAACAUCAGCAAGGCGGCGUCCAAACAGCGUCACAAACCAGUUCUGGGUAAAAACCAGCUGAUCGGGGUCAGCAGGAAGCUAGACGCAGAAUCAAAGAAAGUUUUAGGCGGCAGCUCUGAAUCUGUAGCGUCAAAAGUUAAGGAGAAGGAGUCUAAAGCGGUGAGGGUUAAAGCCAAACCAUUAGUGGUGCAAAGCAAACGCCAGGAUUCAACUGCUUCUCAUCGGAGUGAUGCAGGAAGCGACACGAAACCUAAAGCGGAUCUGUCCAAGAAAUCCAAGAACGAGAAAAACCGAAAAGAAGCUCAGACCGAAAAGGGGUCGCCAAAUCUCGGUCUGCUCGCCGGGGCCGCCUCCCUCGCGGCAGGGUCGAUUUUAAUCCAAGAAGCGGUGAGUUGCUUCAGCACGCCGUCGCCGUCGGAGAGCAGCCGAGGGUUCCUCAAGGACAAAUCGAGAAGCGACGAGUCGGACUCCUUCGCUCUGAGCAACAAAUCUGCCGUCAGCAUCAACAUCAUUCCUGCUCCUGAGAGUCCCGAAGAAAGCCGGAGCGAGAAGGAGGCGAGUCAAAGCGAGACGCCGACGGACUCCACAGCCGCCAAACAGCAAGAGGAGGAGGAUGAAGAGGAGGAGGAAGGCCAGAGGACGAGUGCAGACGUCAGCGAGGAAGAGGAUGUUAGCCACAGCACUGAGAAAGCAACAGAGGAUGAAGAGAAAGAGGAAGAUGAGGAGGACAGUGACACUCUUCAACCAGAAGACCAGUCAGAUUCAGACAAGGAGGAAGAUGAGAGCGCUGAGGAAGAGGAGGAGGAAGAGGAGAAAACCAGUGGGGCGACAGGAAGCGAAGACGACACCGAAGAGAAAGAAAGCAAAGGAGGAGACGUGGAGGAGGAAGAGGAGGAGAGUGAGGAAGGGUCGAGUCAAGAGACAGAAAGUAGAGGAGGAGAGAGUGAAAAUGAUGAAGAUGAGGAGGAGGAGGAAGAAGAGGGGAGUUUGGAAAGUGAAGGCGAGGAAGAGGAGAGCGAAAGUGAGUCUUUGAAGUCUUCAGAGGAAAGAGAUGAAAGCGAGGUAGAAGAAGAGGAAGAGGAGGAGGAGGAGGAAGAAAAAGAAAGUAGUGCUGAGGAGGAAGAGGAGGAGAGUAGUGAAGAAGAAAAGAGUGAAAAUGAGGAGAGUGAAGAAGAAGAAGAAGACGAGAGUAAAGAAGAAGAAGAGGAGGAGGUGGGAGAGGAGGAAGAAGAGGAAGAGGAGAGUGAAAAAGAAGAGCAAGAAGAGGAGGAGGAAGAAAGUGAAGAAGAAAAGGAAGAGGAGAGUGAAAAAGAAGAGCAAGAAGAGGAGGAGGAAGAAGAAGAGGAAGAAAGUGAAGAAGAAAAGGAAGAAGAGGAGGAAGACGAAAAUGAAGAAGAAGAGAAUGCAGAAAGCAGCAAGGAUGAUGAAGAGGCUGAAGAAGAGGAAGAAGAAGAAAAAGAGGAAGAGGAGGAGGAAGAGGAAGAAGAGGAGGAAGAAGAGGAGGAGGUGGUUAAAAAGAAAAAGUCAAAAGAAGUCAUAAGACAAAGUACGAAAUCUGCUAAAACUAGAAAGUCGGGGGUCAAAGGUCAGGCAGCAGGAGAGUCUGAGGAGUUCUGGGACGAUGUUUUACCUCAAUACCUCUCUCUGAAAGAUUUGACGUGGAGGAAAGGCGAGGAGGUGGGAGACGAGGACGAGGAGGAAGAAGAAGAGGAGGACGCUGAUGAGGAUGAAGACGCAGAGGAAGAGGAGAACGACACAUCUGCAUCGUCGACAGAGAAAUCAACAGAGGAGACGCAGAAUUCUACAGAAGAGCUGAAAGAAGAGUCUGUACCGGACGGAGAGCAGAAAGCAGCUGAAAUCAGUGAGAAUCCUGAAGCUACAAGCGAACAAAAGACAGACGACGACAUCAAACCAGCCAACGGGACGACGGACGGCGACUCUAAAACCCAAUCAGGCUCCAACAAAAAGCUCUCUCUCUUCAGACGACUGUCCUCCUCCAGGUCCAGGCAGGCAGACGACGAGGAUCCGGCCCCAGCCGAGGCUCCCGUCCAGGAGGAGCCUCCAUCUCCAGCCGGGACCCAACAAGGAGGAGGUCUGCAGAGAUCUGGAGCCAGAGGGCCUCGAUCUGGAGCCUGCAACCUGCUGUAACGGCAGGAAGCGAACCCUCAGGUGGACUCUGGGAAGGUGUGAAAGCAACCAGUGUUGAGCUGCAUCGUCCAACGACAACAAACCACCAGGAACAGGCUGAGAAAGACCUCAUCUGGGCUUUUUAAAGGAACACUCCACUGAAAAUCUCACAAAAUCUGCAUCCAGACUUUUCACCGACUCUUAACAGCAGCAGUAGGACCUCCAAAGUAGGAAUUCAGAGUACAAAAGAUGUUUUUUAGAUCAAUUAUCAGACACUGAUGGGAUUCAUCUCCACUGUAUUUACUGUAUUGUUUACAGUGGACCAAACUAGCGAGCUGAAGUUACAGAGAACUGAUUUUCUUCCUGUUUAGUUCCAGAUUUUACGUGAAACCCUGCAGUUAGGCCUCCGUUACCAACGGUUACCAACAAUUCAUCAGUUAAAUUUCAAAAUGACCCACAAAAGACACAAAAUGACCCACAAAUAAUGCAAAAGGACCCAGGAAAUCCACAUGACCUACAAAGACACAAAAUGGCAAAAAUGCAAAAACGACAAAAACGUUGCUCAAAACAAUGAAUUAAGCGAAACACAAAAUGGCAAAAAUAAGACAAAAACACAAGCGAGACAAAACGACAAAAACGUGAGACAAACGACAAAAGAAGACGAAGACAAAAAAAAUACCAAAAAAUACCAAAAAAAGACUAAAUAUUUCAAAAAUGAGACACAAAGCGACGAAAGUGAGAAAGAAAAAAUGAGAGAAAUGACCAAACAAAAAAGGGCAAAUAAUUAGACAGAAAAGUUGUAAACCGACAAAGAAAUGGACAAAUGACAAAAGCAAGACAAAAAAUGACACAAACAACACAAACGAGACAAAAAGGAAAAACAAAACGACAAAAACACAACAGAAAAUUACAAAAACAAGACAAAAUAUUACGAAAAUGAGGCACAAAGUGACAAAAAAAUAGACAAACGACAGAAAAAAGAGACAAAAAAUUUGACAAAAAGCUACAAAGCGACAAAAAAUAGACAAAUUACAAAAACGAGACAAAAAAUAACAAAAAUGAGAAACAAAACGACAAAAAAAUGGGCAGAAAACACCAGGGAGACAGAAAGGAAACACAAAAUGACAAAAACCUGAAACAAAACGAACGACAAAAGUCAAGAAGUCGGUCCAAAAAAGACAAAAAAACAAAAUAUUACAAAAAUGAGACACAAAAGAACAAAGAACAAUCUAGAAUUUCACUUUAUGAUCAAAACAACUUGUCAUGAACUAGAAAUUAUUUUUUAAUUUGUAGUUUUACAUAUUUACAAAACAUAGUUAAUGUCUUCUCUGUAAGUUUUACUCUCUACAAAAUUGGCCGGAUUGGACCCUCUGGAGGGCCGCUUUUGGCCCACGGGCCGCAUGUUUGACACCCCUGGUCUAACAUAUAAAACCUGCAAAUAUUCACAUUUUGAAAGUCUAAAAUUAGCAUCCGUGCUCAAAAAGAACACAUCAGCCACUAAAUAAUUGAACUAAACCAUGUAGAGGAGUUUCUGUGAAUGUCUGGAUGCUUUAGUCUCCACCUGGAUCCACAUUUUACAGAUUUUAUGUGGAGUAUUCCUUUAUUUCUUGCUGUAUUUAGUUUGUUUGUCCGUGUUUGGAGCCACCAGUGAGAUCACCCACUACCAGCUGAGCCUCCUCCUGCACCAGUGUGACCAGUAGCUCCCCGUUACUGGCUGCUUUUUUUAAUCUUUUAAUGGUUCUGUGGCACAUUUUUAUCUCCAGCAGCUGAGCCUCAACAUGUGUGUGUGUGUUUGUGUGUUUUCAAACUGUGAGGAUGUAAAUAGGAUUAUUUAUUGCAACGUGGUUCCGGAGCACUUUUUGCACUUUUGACCUGUUCGCCUUUCAGAGGAGACGCAUCGGUUUUAUAUUCACACACGAUAAUCUCAUUUAAGCUUUUUAACGUUUGGAUUUUUGUGAUAACAAUAAAGAAUUUUGAUAUGAA